This is a messenger RNA of Mesoplodon densirostris (Blainville's beaked whale), 1476 nucleotides long. RefSeq names its product thiopurine S-methyltransferase (gene TPMT). Gene Ontology annotation, molecular function: thiopurine S-methyltransferase activity. The transcript is spliced from 10 exons. NCBI's taxonomy places the organism in Eukaryota, Metazoa, Chordata, Mammalia, Artiodactyla, Ziphiidae. Bases 204 to 941 code for a protein of 245 amino acids. The record is from RefSeq and is a predicted model, not a curated record.
CCUGGGGCUUAGGGACUCAGCUGGUGAGGCCCGCGGCAGCGCCAGAACCAGCAGCAGGCGACGGACAGCGCACAAGGUGAGGCGGAAACCAGUCUUGGGAGUCCACCCAAGGAGAACUUGGGCGACCAAACUAGCACAUCUGAUAUUUCUGUGUAUGGGCAUUGGAGACAUUUGUUUCUGAGUCAAAAGCUAUCUACAAAACCAUGGCUAAUACAAGAGCAGUACUUGAUGCUGAAGAGUACCCCAACAGUGAGGCACAGAAAAACCGAGUGCUAACUCUGGAAGAAUGGCAAGAAAAGUGGGUGAAUCACAAAAUUGCAUUUCACCAAGAACGAGGAAAUCAGCUAUUAAAGAAGCAUUUGGAUACUUUUCUUAAAGGCGAGAAAGAACUGAGGGUAUUUUUUCCUCUUUGUGGAAAAGCAGUUGAGAUGAAAUGGUUUGCAGACCGAGGACACAGUGUAGUUGGUGUGGAAAUCAGUGAACUUGGGAUACAGGAAUUUUUUACGGAGCAGAAUCUUUCUUACUCAGAAGAACAAAUUAUGGAAAUUCCUGGAGCCAAAGUAUUCAAGAGUUCUUCAGGGAACAUCUCAUUGUACUGUUGCAGUCUUUUUGAUCUUCCCAGAGCAAAUAUUGGCAAAUUUGACAGAAUUUGGGAUAGAGGAGCAUUAGUCGCCAUUAAUCCAGGUGAUCGCAAACGCUAUGCAGAUAUAAUGUUGUCCCUAACAAGAACUGGGUUUCAGUACCUCUUGUCUGUUUUUUCUUACGAUCCAACUAAACAUGCAGGUCCACCAUUUUACGUUCCAGAUGCUGAAAUUAAAACAUUGUUUGGCUCAGUGUGCAAUAUUCAUUGUCUGGAGAAGGUUGAUGUUUUUGGAGAAGCACAUAAAAGUUGUGGAAUUGACUACAUUAUUGAAAAUUUAUAUCUAUUUACAGGAAAGUAAAUGAGAUGUAAAUAGAAGCAAGUAAUAUCAACAUGUUUUUGAGCAAUUGAAAAUUGUGCUAAGGCAUGAAAAUAUAACAGAUGACUUUUGGAAAAAAAUUCUUCAUAAAUCAUAUCACAGAUCUUUGCUCAAAAAUGCUUAUAACUUUUUAGGAAAAAAAAACACGUACUUUGGAAAAGAGAGUGUGAUUGGGGGGUGAAAGAUUAUACCUGUGUGUCUUACUUACAGAUUGCAAGAAUUUUUUACAAUCAGCAUGUAUUACUUGUAUAAUUAAAGAAUAAAAGAGAAAUAUAAUGCAUAUAACAAAUAUAAUAGACAGAAACAUUGGCAUUGUUUAUGAAAUUUAGAACCAUUGCGUAAAUGUAACACUUUAAUGGGGUCCAAGGUAAAAGAUAAUGGUCUAAGACAUUAUAUAAACAUUAAUUUUUACUAUAAACCCUCAUAUUGUACUCAAUCCUAGCACUCCUUUUCACAUUUUUUUCUCCUUAUAUAAUUUUAUAUGUGACAGAAUGAAGAAAUAAACUUUUAAAUUAAU